Messenger RNA from Pundamilia nyererei, 491 nucleotides. Its product is annotated as glutathione S-transferase A-like. The record is from RefSeq and is a predicted model, not a curated record. The annotation marks the transcript as partial. The transcript has 4 exons. NCBI's taxonomy places the organism in Eukaryota, Metazoa, Chordata, Actinopteri, Cichliformes, Cichlidae.
UCAACUUUACCUGUCAAGCGAUUCACUCUGAAAUCAUGGCCAAGGACAUGACUCUGCUGUGGGGCUCCGGAUCUCCUCCCUGCUGGAGGAUAAUGAUCACUCUGGAGGAGAAGAACCUGCAAGGAUACAACCAAAAACUGCUCUCCUUUGAGAAGGGGGAGCACAAGUCAAAAGAAGUCAUGGAGAUCAACCCCAGGGGUCAGCUUCCUGCCUUCAAAUGUGGGGAUGUACCCCUCAACGAGUCCUGUGCUGCAUGCUUUCAUCUGGAGUGCAAGUACAAGACGCAGGGAACCAAGCUGAUCCCCGACUGCGAGGUUGGGAGAGCGCAGAUAUUGCAGCGUGUGUUUGAGGUUAACGCGCUCACUGAGAAAUCAUCAAUUGUUCUCUACUACAACUGGAUGGUCCCAGAGGGAGAGAGACACGACUCUGCCGUUAAGAGAAACAAAGAGGCUCUGACCGCUGAGUUGAAGCUGUGGGAGGGAUACCUGCAG